AUGUCGGACCGCCUCAACGACGACGUCCUCCUCCUCAUCCUCGAAGACCUGUCGCCGCCGCCGUUCCCCAAAUUCUGGGCCUACUCGCAAUACCAGGACACGCUCCGCAGGGUCUGCCUCGUCUCGCUCCGGUUCCUCGCGCUCGCCCAGCCGCUUUUAGGCCGGCAUCUCGAGGUCCGCGACUGGAGGAGCUUCGAGCGGGUGCGCGACGGCGCCAUGAGCGAGGCGGCGAGGAGCUCUACACGCGUGUACUACAUCGACCUGUCCGGCAUGGACUGCUUCGUCGCCGACCCGGCCGUCGCCUUCGCCGAGCGGCUGCCCAACCUCCAAAACCUGCGCGUCGAGACCGAGACGCUGUCGACCCUGCUUGGGCUGAAUCGUCAUGUCGGACUGCGCCGUCUCGAGCUGCACCGGGUCGACCUGCUCGACCACACGCCGCCCAUCCUCCCUCACGUUGAGCGCCUCAAGCUGUCACAGCUGGUUGCCACGAUCGAGCACCUGCAGCAGAUGCUGCGGCCCUUCUACCUUCCCUCUCUCCGAUUCCUCGCCGUACACGACGUGCGAGAGCCGAUCUUGCGCCCCGACGGCCGUUUGGGCCACCGCGGGCCGCUGCCCCUGAAGGACAUCGUCAAGCAGCCCAUGCUCGACCAGCUCGACGUUAUCCACACGGUGCCCGCCCAGGCCGACGUCCUCGGCCCAAUCGCCCGCGGGCUCAACCCGCCCGUCCUCUUCUACCUGCACGCGGACGUCGCCGGCUCAUCGACGCGGGCGCUCCCCUUAUCCAGGCACAUCGCCGCGGAUUCAGGCCUCGUCAUGGUCGAGAGAAUCAUGAGCCGGAUCGCGACCGCCCUCGAGCAGGCGCCGACGCCAGCCGCCGACGAGCCUUUGACGCUCGUCAUCCUCGCGCGCGGCAUCCUGCGCACCGCCGACAGGUGGCCCGACGUCGCGCAGGCGGUGCGCGCGCUCGAGACGACGUGCGAUGCGCACCGAGCCCGCAUCGAGUGGGUCGAGGAGCGCGGGCUCAGCGACGAGACGGACUUUGGCGUCGACGAGUUUUGGCGGUUCGCGCGCGAGGUCAGGGCGGCGCAGCGCGAGGCGGCGACGUAG
This is a messenger RNA of Rhodotorula graminis WP1, 1107 nucleotides long. RefSeq lists its product as uncharacterized. Bases 1 to 1107 code for a protein of 368 amino acids. The transcript is spliced from 2 exons. NCBI's taxonomy places the organism in Eukaryota, Fungi, Basidiomycota, Microbotryomycetes, Sporidiobolales, Sporidiobolaceae. The record is from RefSeq and is a predicted model, not a curated record.